Messenger RNA from Coprinopsis cinerea okayama7#130, 4641 nucleotides. RefSeq lists its product as hypothetical. The coding region runs from base 1 to 4554 and encodes 1517 amino acids. The transcript has 14 exons. The record is from RefSeq and is a predicted model, not a curated record. Lineage: Eukaryota; Fungi; Basidiomycota; Agaricomycetes; Agaricales; Psathyrellaceae.
AUGACUGUCCUGCAGUCCUCACAAAACUUUGUUCGGGCGCUCAAAAGCCCAAGCGACCCUCCAGUCGCGGGUGGACCGCUGAAAAUCGCUCUCGCUGAACAAGCCUGGAGAGAUACGUCCUUCCGGAUACCCAACAAGACAGAAGUGAUCGUGGACUGGUUGUUGACAAAGUUCCUCAAGGAAAAGCCUGCCGAUAUAAAAGACAGCUCGAUUGCUGACAUUCGAUAUUGGAAACUCUUGGACGAGAUCAUCUCGAACGAGAAACUCAACUCUUCGUCAUCCACGGCGUGGAUUAAAGCCCUGCUAGGACGGAUAUCCGUCGUUCCUAUCGUCACUUCGCUCCUGACAUCUCUAAACGCGGUUCAAACCCUCGAAGACCUGCUCGAAUAUGCUUCCUCUGCACUCUCCGUCCUCUGGCCACUAGGAACCCAGAAGCUCACGACAGAAGUCUUGCUAGGAUGCUGGACGACGUUCCUUACCAAAAGUAUUCCAUUCGCCGAUAACACCUCGCUCCAGAAAAUCGGGGUGUUGAUUACAGAAACGUACCGACAAUCCCUGAGCAACUCUUCAGCUCGCAAAAAGAUUCACACAACCUUCAUUCAAAACCACGACCACCUCAAAGCCUGGAUCCAACACCUCUCUCCCUCCUCAUCCGCCAACGAAGCCCUGCACAAAUCGACCCUCCUCGCAGGCACAGACACCCUCUUCAACAUCGACAUCCUCCGCCAAAUCCAAGACUCAAAGGACCACGACUUCCCACUCAUCCACUCCCUCCUCGCCCUAUCGAAACACCACCGCCAACUCGUCCUCGGGAUCUUACCGACACUCUUCACGCACUACGUCGCUGCACUGCGAAGGCAUAAAAGUGGUUUGUUCAGCACUGGGUCCUCUUCAGGAGGGGGGAGUCAGAGACCGGAAUUGAACGCCACGGCUCUCCAUUUCUUCAGUCUGUGCCAGGAUGUCUUGAAUUUGCAAGAGUUCGGAGAUGAGGAUACGUGGACUACGGCGUGUAAACUGCUGGAUAUCGUCGAUCAGGAACACUUGUACCUCUCGACGGCGGAGAACGAAGCUGCUUCGCUUGUGUUGGCGAAGAACCUCGAGUUAGCGCUGAGGGGGCUUGCAGAGUGUUAUAAAGAGGAGAGAUUGGGUAUCACAAACGCCAUCGUCAACACGCUAUCCGCCUUGACACGGAUAGACUGCGACCUUAUCCUCCCGUCGACACCGUCCAUCAUCAGCCGCCUUCUUUGCAUCCCGACAACCCACUUAGAGCACUUCACUUUCUUCGACCUCCUCCUUGAGUACCACACCAAAACCCGCACACUAAACGACUACAUCUCCGUGCUCUUUUCAUCCCUUCCUAACAGUCCUUCCUCCUCCUCGACCCCUCUCCCCGCACUCCCGCUAACCGCACCCCAGCGCUACACCCUCCAUCUCUCCUCCCCCGUCCUCGACACCCACCAUCUCGAAAAACUCUCCCGCGCACUCCAUCAAUUCCUUACACCAGGACAAUGCGCCAAAACCACUACAUCCACGAUCUCUAUCGUAUCCACCCUCCACGAACGGUUCAAGGGUGCGCAAAAGGGCGGUGAGGGGGAUGGUGAGAGUGCAUUAGGCUCUUCGAAGAAGAAAAAGAAGAAGAGGAAGUCGGAGGUUGGGGAGGCUAUGGACGUCGAUGGCGAGUCCCCUUCGCCUGCUACCGCAUCCAAAGGCGAACAAGACCCAGAUAUCCUAGCAGCAUCCUUCACGCUCUCCUCCCGGCUCGCUCAAAUCGUUCUAGGCUCCUUACCCCUGCACACCCUCUCCCAAGAACAACACGACGAAGUCCACCCACCGCUCAAAUCCUUCUUCGCCGAUUUCGUCCAACACCAUAUCUCCAAAUCCGUCAAAGCGCUUGCGAAGGACGCUACGGAGAGGGAGAGUAGCCCUGACAAAAGCGGUAAGAGUAGCAAGAGGAAACACCGAGAUGCAGAGGAGGGUGAAGGUGCUAGUGGUGAUUGGGCGAGCCAGAUCACACUGGGUGCGCUACUCCGGUUGGAGUACGCACUUGAACGUGCUCCAGGACUCGACCUGCGCUCUGAAGGCGACUCGAAAACCCGCAAGAGGCUAGUCCAACUCCUAAAGAUGGACGACCUCCUUCCGGAGUUCGUGUUGGAAAUCACUCGUAUUUUGCUCCUUCACGCACCGCCAACGCCCGACUCAGACGCGAUCGACGUUUUGGAUCCGAUCCUCUCUUAUAUCGAACGUGAACCCCCGUCGUCUACUGUCAGGAUGAGCUGGUCCGGUCAACCCCACCAACUCGUUCAAUCCGAUUCCGGUCGAGCUCAAGCACGACUUGGGGUGCUUCACCUCUUGUUGGAGCGGUGGCUCCCUGUCGUCGACACUCUCGCAACUCCAGAGCAACUAGGAAGGCUAGUCAAGAUAAUUAUGAACCUCCCUCUCGAUCUGUCUUCUCUCAGCACUAGACUGGAGGAUAGAGGGAGUCUGUACCCUGAACAUCUCCUCCUUCGAACCCUCCGGUCUGCCCAUUUCUGGGAGCUACAUAACCUCCGAGCUGCCUUCCUCGCCCACCUGAUAACCUCCACAUCCACUCUCGACGACAACACUAGGAGCAACACCGCCGAAUCCGAGAAUUUGAUCACCCAGUCAUACCGCCUCCUGCUCUUCUUCCCUGUCGAGUACUUUGCCAAGCAGUCACGCGGGGAGUUCGUCAAGAGGGCUUUAAAUGCUGAUCGUGUUCUGAGUCGAGGUAGGGGGUCUGAAGCUUCAGCUGUGUUGAGGCUGUUUUUGGAGAGGACGUUCAGGUUUAUUGGGACUGUUGAGCAACAAGCUCCGAGUGAGAUGGUCGAGUUCCUUCUUCACUUACUCCAAGAACCAGAAGGCGAGAUUGAGAAAUCAUACCUGGAUAGUACAUUGGGUUUGGCUUCAUUGUACAUCCUCGAGAUCUUCCGUCAAUGCUCCAAGUCGACUUCAGGCGAGAUCCCCAAGAUCCUCUCGUCGUACACCCAGUAUCCGCUCUUUGACGCGUCCUCGCAUACGAUCAGAAGACAGAGCUUGAUUCGCAUGGUCGACCUCAUUACGAAAGAAUUGGUAUUUACCAACUUCUCUCCAGACAACCAAACCGCCUUCCGCGACCUACAUUCCCACCUCUCUUCUCACCUGCAACCCCUAAUGCAAUCCCUCCUCCAACUAGACGCGUCCGACCUGAAGGCACUAUCUAAUGCUCCAGAAGUCCUGAGCGGAUGGCACGCCAUGCUCUCCCUUGGUCGAUGGCUCGGUGUCGAGUGCUCAAUUUCUACGCUUAAACUCUUCGGCCAAGAUCUAGCGAAGAGGUUUAAUCUUGGUUUCCGACGGGCGGUGCAAUGUUCUCCGCAGCAGGUGGAGACAGAGACCAAGGCGGAAGAGAAGGAGGCUCUGAACGAAGAAUGGCUGGACGACAUGGCGAUUCUCCCAGUCGCCAUCGUGAUGCAAGAACUUUACUACCGCGACGCCAUGGAACAAAAUGAGCAGCUCGAGCUGGGCGUUGCUGUCUACCUCUCGAGUGUUCAGAGUGUUUCGAGUCAAGGCCGUGGACGAGUGGACGACUACAUGGGAAGAGCAAGCCGGCUGCUCUCGCCUGAGAGUUAUGGGCACGUCCUUGAGUUGAUCGGGGAGGGGCUUUCGAAGGCUAGUAUUUCGCAGGAUGCCCUGGAGGAUCUGAUCCAUCUUGCAUCUGUUUUCUUGCGUGAACAUCCUCAAAAUACCCUCAAGUUGACUCAGAGCUUUGUGACGACAUGUAUUAACGCUUUUAAUGGUAAUGAAGUCUAUGUCGAUGGACCUGUCGAAUUGCGUCUGCAAGUUUUGUCGCUCCUUAACCAACACUGUUCAGAACGACCCGCUGCCCUCCGCCUCCUCGACAUCUCCCCUCUCUUCCUCCUGCUCUCAAAAUAUCUAUCCCCUUCACCAGCACACGUUCACGACCCUACCACUUCUCCUGCGAUCUUCCACAAACUAGUCUCCAUCCUCAACGCCCUGGUCCGCCUCCGACGCGAUCUCCUCCUUCCCCUCCUCCCGCACCUUGGCAUGAUCCUCCGACAACUCCUCUUCUGCAUGCGCAGCCCCCGUGCUCAAUUGGGGUCCAAACAGACUGAGAUGGUGUUGAACAGCUUGCCGCGAUGGAUCGGAAGUAACGGAACCGGGUUGGGCGUGGAAGAAGCCAAAGCCCUUUCACGAUUACUCGAGACCUUGACCACCAAGACCGUUCCCCGCACCCACACCUCUUCCACCUCAACAACAGAAAGCACCAAAGCCGAAUCACUCUCCGCCCCACUCUCCAAACACGCAGCAUACAUCCUAACAGCCUACAUCUCGCUCCUCACCGACCCGCUCUCCUCGCUCUCGUUUUUGUCGUUGAGCGUGAGGAAGGAGCUGAUGCCGGGGAUGUAUGCGCUGUGUGGGAUGAUGAAUGAGCAUAGUCGGGAUUCGUUGAUGGUUAGUGGGUUGGAUGCGGCGGGGAAGGUGGUGUUUAAGGGUCUGUGGAAGGAGUGGGAGAAGGUUAGGUAUGUUGGGAAGGGGUAGGCUACGUCUUGGUGGACAUGAGUGGAUGCGCGAGGAACGCGGCUGGUUCACUUCAAGUAACGUCCGCGACGACGAAAUGUCUGUACU